AUGAGUAAUAAAUUGUAUGUGUUAAUAAUAUUAUCAUUAGAAAUUAAGUGCACUUUGUCUGAGAAACUUAAAAUCGAAUGUGGAUAUAAGCAAUGUCCUCAAACAAGAGAUGGAGCAUUGAACGUUCAUCUUAUCCCUCAUUCUCAUAUGGACGCUGGAUGGGUAAAGACCUUCGAUCAGUAUUACUAUGGAACCAAAACCACAAUCAGCACAGCCAAUGUGCAACUGAUAUACCACUCCGUGUUAUCAGAACUGCUCCAUGAUAAGAGAAGAAAGUUCACCUUCUCUGAAACUGCAUACUUCUGGCGUUGGUGGAAGGAACAGCGUCCGACAACCAGAGCCACAUUCAGGACCUUGGUGCAAGAAGGCAGAGUGGAGUUCGCUGGAGGCGGUUGGGUCAACAACGACGAAGCUACACCAGAUUACCUCCACAUCAUUGAUCAGUUUACUUGGGGACUAAGGAAAAUUAACGACACUCUAGGACCCUGUGGCAAGCCCAAGGCAGCGUGGCAGAUAGAUACAUAUGGACAUACCCGGGAGCAGGUCUCUUUAUUGGCCCAAAUGGGAUAUGAUGGAUUAUUCAUUGGCAAAAUGUCGGAUAUAAUGACACACACGCUCUACAAUUUAUACAAUGCUCCAGAAGGCUUCUGUUUCGACUUCCUCUGCAACGACGAGCCCAUCAUAGACGACCCGGACAACAAGGUUUAUAAUGCGGAUAAGAGGGUAAAUGAUUUUAUAACACAAAUAGAGAGGCAGGCGAAGUACUAUGACCAUGACAAUAUUAUGGUGACCAUGGGAGGUGACUUCACGUACCAGAGCGCAGCCAACUGGUUCAUGAAUAUGGACAAACUUAUCAACCAUGUGAACACCCAUCCUGCGAACAUUUCUGAUAUUAACAUAUUCUAUUCGACGCCAUCGUGUUAUCUUAAAGCUAUUUACCUGUACGGGAGAAGAGAUAAGGCUGUCUUUACUGAGAAGGGUGACCAUCUACCUUAUGGAAGUGACUUAGUCACGUACUGGACAGGAUAUUAUAGUUCCAGGCCCAGCAUUAAAUAUCUGACAAGGAGAGCUCACGUGUUUCUUCAAGUGGUAAAACAGUUGACAGUAUUAGCAAAGAUGGGAGACUCGUACGAGUUGCAUCUGCUCCGUCACGCUGUCAGCCUGGUACUUCAUCACGAUGCUAUCACAGGAACCAGCCAACAACACGUCACCAAUGAUUUUGUCAGAAUAUUGACUGAAGCCAUCGACUCUUGCACAAAGAAAGUUUCAAAUCUGCUCAGCUUCUUGACCCCAACGUGGGGUGGGAGCAGACGCUCCAAGAACAACCAGCAGUUCAUUAUAUGUCACCAGUUAAACAUGAGUCAGUGCAGAUUCACAGAAAGCCAAGAAUCCAUGUUGCUCGUGGUCUACAACCCAUUGAGCAUAAAAACUUAUCACCACGUACGGUUACCCGCCAUUGCUCUGCACUACUCUAUCAGGGAUUAUAAUGAUGAAGAAGUGGAAUACCAACUGGUACCUCUCCCAGCUGCCAUCAUCAACCUCCCCGGUAGAUCCUCUACAGCCAUUCAGGAGUUGUACUUCGAAGCAGAGAACAUACCACCUCUAGGUUUUACCGCAUAUUACAUUUCACCAGUAAGAGACCAAAUGGAGGAGAAUGAGUAUCACAAAAAAUCGGCCCAAGGGAAAAUAGAAGCUGAACAAGAAAUAAUUCCUUUCAUUUCCAACGAGUAUCUAAAAGUAUCGGUAGACAAAAACACUGGUCUACUAGAGUCCAUUACGCACGUCGACGGCCUCAGGAUCGACAUAUCGCAAAACUUCUACUACUACUCCCAAGCCCAGCAACCUUUACAGUCUGGUGCCUACAGCUUCAGACCUGACAAGCCGAGACCAGUGCCAGUAGCAGAAAAAGUAUCCUACAACACCAUUCGAGGAUCUCUUAUUAAGGAGAUCCGCCAGAGAUACACGGAUUGGAUCACGCAAAUCAUCAGACUGUACCGCGGUGAAGAGUACGUGGAGUUGGAAUGGGUCAUAGGACCCGUGCCAAUUGGCACGGACCUUGGAAAGGAAGUAGUCACUCUGUUCAACACGAACAUCACCAGUGCCGGAGAAUUCUUCACUGACUCUAACUCAAGACAGAUGAUUAGAAGGAGUUGUUGGAACGAGACAGCAUUUCAACAAAACAAGAAACCAAUCGCAGCCUGCUACUAUCCUGUGACCUCACGAAUUUGCAUCCAUUCCAUCAAUACCACCACCGGCUUGUGUGUGCUGACGGACAGGACUCAAGGUGGUAGCUCUUACAACGAAGGGGAAAUUGAACUCAUGGUCCAUCGGAGGCUGCUCACAGAUGAUGGAUUUGGUCUUGAAGAAACUCUCAACGAAGAGGCUUACGGAGUAGGGUUGGUUGUCAAAGGAAAACAUAGAAUACUGUUUGGGAAUUUCAGACAGGAAGUUGAUGAUCUGAACUUCUCGGAGCGUAUGUCACUGGCAGCGAGGAAGUGGCUCUACGAGCCAUGGCUGUUCUUCACGCCUGGAGACAAGUUGAACAGGCGGAAAUGGCAGAAUGUCAGAAACAAAAGGUUCACAGCCCUGAAGCUGCAUGGUCUUCCGAGACACAUCCAUAUCCUGACGCUGGAGCCUUGGAAAGCUGGAUCAGUGCUCUUAAGACUUGAAAAUACAUUGGAAAAUCCAAUCAGAGACCGCUUCAAGAGUGACAAAUCUGAAAAUCCAGAUGACUAUACUGCCAAACCCUCGCACAUCACCGUGGAGUUGCGCAAAAUCUUCCUUCAGAUGCAGAUCAAGAUGGUCAGAGAGACCACUUUGGCUGCUAACCAAUGGCUGGAUGACGCUAGACAAAUGGAUUGGAGUACCAGAUACGUAUACACCGGCGCUGACGAUGGCAUGCUGACCGAAGAUGUGGAAGAAACCAAAGACAAGCCAUCCAAGCAAAUGGAAGAGCAGGACUCAGGUCAUUAUUCAGACGAAGACCAAGACAUCGCCAGAAGAAAACAAGUCAACCGCCAAAGGUUCAACGCCAAGAAUCGCGCCAGAACUAAAAUGCCGUAUCUGGAAAGAGAACGAGAAUAUGAAAGAAGGAAACGUUCUAUUAAUAUCACUGAAAAUGUAAUGGAGAAUAUUAUUAAUGACACGUUGGUUGACGAUUUUGUUAAUGAAACAACUACGAUAGCCUAUGUAAAACCUUCAAUGGAUGCUAAAACGAUGACACGUAACGUUACCGCAAAAGUUGAUGACUAUUACAGAAUACAGGGCACACAAAAAACACCGAAAAUGAAUUUUCUAAACAGAAUGAAACCCACCCAUUUGACUCAAGACUUUAAAGCAGAUGAAGCUGCAUCAUCUUCUGAAGAAGAUUUCUCUUCUAAUCUAAAGAAGAGAUCGCCGAGGAGAAGAAAUGGGCUUAAAGCUUCUAAAAGGCCUAAAGAAGAAGAUACUAUCAUAGUGGACUCAGAUGACGGUAUCACCAAAUCUAUGUAUGACAUGUACUACAGACGCCCUAAGCCACCACCGCAGUCACCGCACAAGAAGACUGAGAGGAGCUCCGAAGAAAAGAAUAUUAGGAAGAAGAAGAAAUCAAGAAGGUACAAGCCUCGAAGCGACUCCUAUGACGAACCACUAGAAAGGACAACGAAAAGAGCAAACAGAAGACAGAACAAGAGGAGAAAAGGCUUGACAGCUGACAUGCCAUUCUUUAUAAACGAGCCUAGCAGAAGAUUUAAUAGAGCUUUUGAAGAGAAGAGAAACAGACAGAAGAUGAUGUUAGAAGAGUCGAUGAAAGAAACUGCUAAAAGUUGGACGCAAAGAUCUAGAUCACGAAAGGACAGCAGUGGAGUGGAGAACAUGGAUUAUUCCGAGGAGGAAGAAUUGGAUAAUUUAGAAAAGGAAAUAACAGAUGCGAGAACUGAGAAUAAUAGGAGAAAGAGGACUUUGGCUAAAGAUGACGAGGCAGCACGUGAUGAUCCAAGCUCAGAGCCUGUCGAGGACCCGGAAUUUGUCGUCACAUUGAGACCAACCCAGAUUCGAACCUUCGUGAUCUGGUUCGAGAACACCAGGAAAUCAUUCGGCCCUGGUUAA
Molecule: messenger RNA, 4089 nt
Organism: Arctia plantaginis
Lineage: Eukaryota; Metazoa; Arthropoda; Insecta; Lepidoptera; Erebidae
Source: the annotation of a GenBank genome assembly